GGCAAUAGUAUGUUGAUCUGCAAAUUAAUCUCUAGGUUAGCUAUCCUAGUUUGUAUAGAAUGGUGUGAGCAUGCUCAGGUAAAACUUGGGUUUUGUUGUUUUGAGGGGAAAAAAGAUUAACUAUGUCCAUUGUCUUCAUGCCUUCUUGAACUAUUCUGAAUUCUGCUGAACAUUUCUAGAAUAUUGUCUACCUACUGUCCUUAGUCAGAUCCUAUGAAACAGUAUCCUAAGAUAUACUGAAAUCCUUGCUUAUAAAAUCUUAGAUUUAAAAAUGGCAGGUUUGAAAAUAUUCUGUGACUGAUACCCACCAAAACUAUAUAAUACCAGUUUUAUAUAUACAAGUAGUUCUUAUAUAACAACUGCCUUGUUUAGUGACUGUUUCCAGUUAUGACAGUGAUAAAAAAGCAAUUAUGUGACCACUCCAUAUUUAUGACCUUUGCAGAUUGGUAAAACAAAAGAAGUCCGAAGUAAGAUCGUAAGUCCAGCUGCAGUUUCAGUUAGCAAUGAUUUCACAUAGUGGCUGAAUUUCUGGACCUAAUUUUGGUCACUAAAUAAGCACUACCUGUAUUUUCUCAAAAUGGAAUAUACUGUAUAAAUCAAGUCUGUAUAGAAACUACGAGCUAUAAGCAGUAUUUUUAUGCGUGGUUAAAGAAAUAUUUUAGUUAGUUAAACCUACAACAAAAGAUCAGAGCCACUUGUAGCCUUUUCCUUGGAAGUUUGCAAACAGCUAGGAAGAUACAGUACUUUACUCAAUGGAAAGUAUAUUACUUCAGUUAAACUCUUGCUCCAUAGAAUAAUAGCUCACCAGGCUACUUUCCUCAUUCAUGCAUGGUUCCCAUGUUUUCUGGCAUUAUGUUCCACUAGGCUUCCUUUAGUUGAAUCCAUUAUUAUAUGUAAUCAAAACAGGGAACUAUUACCAUCACUCAAUAGGAGCUGCAAGCACUUUUUAUUUUGAGUAUUUUUGACAGGAGUUUGGAGUUCUGACUCAGCAAUGCAUUCACAAGCCUAAUGCAUUAGAAUGAGGAAAAAUAAAGGGAGAAAUGAAGCAGCGAGGCUUGCUUUUAUUUUAUAAUCCUCUUUGUUUUUCUAGAACUUCUGAAUAGCCCCAGAAUCACUGAGUCAAUUUUGGAAUCCCAUUUUCAUGACAAAGCAAACAUUUAUCCUAAAAAAUGAGCCCAUUAUAAAACAAGACUUCCUGGUUUCAGCUCUUGCCGUUACUUCUAGUCUCUUUUCUUUAGAAAUACAGCACCCAGCAUUGAUCAUGUUUAAAACUGGAAGCAGGAUUACUUUCUAUGAAGGCAAGAAUUUCCAAGGAUGCCGCUAUGAGUCUGAUAGGGAUUGUUUGGAUUUCCACACUGAUUUGAGCCAUUGCAAUUCCAUCCGUGUAGAAAAUGGUGUCUGGGUUGUUUAUGAGCAGCCAAAUUUUGCAGGAAACAUGUAUGUUUUAACCCAUGGAGAAUAUCCUGAAUAUCACUGCUGGAUGGGUCAAAAUGAUAGAGUCAGCUCCUGCAAAUCCAUUCAGUUGACUGGUGGAGACAAAUAUCAGAUCCAGCUCUUUGAGAAGGGUGACUUUAGUGGUCAAAUGCAUGAAUCUGCAGAGGAUUGCCCUUCUGUGAUGGAGAAGUUUCACCUGCCAGAAAUUCAUUCUUGCAAAGUUCUGGAUGGGGCAUGGAUUUUCUAUGAACAUCCCAACUUCCGUGGCAAGCAGUAUUUCUUAGAGAGAGGGGAAUACAGUAAACCCACGGAGUGGGGAGCAGCAACCCCACUGGUCCAGUCCUUCCGCCAUAUUGCAGAAUAAUAAAUAGCAUGGAGUCUGAAGCUGAUAUGAUAGAGACUUGAUGCCAUACUUGUGGGCUUCAUGCUACCUGUCAUUAUUCGUGGUAUAUGUGUCCCUUUGAGUGAUCCUUUAAAGGAGAUGACUAAUCUCUGCACUGCUAUUUUGGAAAGAUAAUUAAAUUUAUUUA
Notechis scutatus (mainland tiger snake) is the source of this 1964-nucleotide messenger RNA. It is a transcript of the gene CRYGS, whose product is annotated as crystallin gamma S. Lineage: Eukaryota; Metazoa; Chordata; Lepidosauria; Squamata; Elapidae. Gene Ontology annotation, molecular function: structural constituent of eye lens. Gene Ontology annotation, biological process: visual perception; lens development in camera-type eye. The record is from RefSeq and is a predicted model, not a curated record.